Leptopilina heterotoma is the source of this 2711-nucleotide messenger RNA. RefSeq names its product connectin (gene Con). NCBI's taxonomy places the organism in Eukaryota, Metazoa, Arthropoda, Insecta, Hymenoptera, Figitidae. The coding region runs from base 479 to 2086 and encodes 535 amino acids. Gene Ontology annotation, cellular component: plasma membrane. Gene Ontology annotation, molecular function: protein binding. The record is from RefSeq and is a predicted model, not a curated record. The transcript has 6 exons.
ACCAUAGCGUUCGGAUUUACUACCCUCAGUCCCUGCCUGCCUUCCCUCAGUCUAAAUCUCUCAUCGUUCCGUUUAAGUCGUAUCCGCAGCGUGUGUUUAUUUUCCGUUGUAUAUUCGAAUUGGAUUUCUUUAAGUGUUUCAUCAGUAAUUUAUCUGCUGUUUCAAUUUUAUUUGAAUUUAUUUGAAUUUAUAAACUGUUUUUUAAAUUUAUUUAAAUUUUAAAAACUGUUUAAAUUUUUUUGAAAUUUGACAUAAAAUUUUUGUUUUUAAAAAUCGCUAUUUGUGGAAUUGUGUUUUUUUUUUGAGUUUUUUGUGAUUGUGAUUACUAUUUGGAUUAUACUUUAGAUUUUAACGGAGUACAAUUUCACCGCAAGAUUGGAACUUUGGACUAGUUGCAGUUUUGUACACUGUAUAUAUAUAGAUAUAGUAUUCUAACUUCCUGUUGCGGUUCGUCAACGAUCAUAAAUCAAGAAGAAUCAUGCGGGACGUCGUACGGAUAGCUAUUGUCCUUGAACUCUGUUUGCUAAUUUUAGCAAUACCAACGAGUGAGGGAGCGACGACAAAAUUAAAAAGCAAAAAGAAACUCAUGAAAGAGCCAAGGGAGAAUAAAGAAGUGAAUAUUUGUGAUUUACAGGAUCUCCAAGCGCCAUUCUUUUGUUAUUGUAAUAGUAAUGGUUUUAAUAAUGCAACCGAUACGAAUUGUUUGAUAUUCGAAAAAUUCGAAGAAGUCAAUCCACUGUGGAAUCAUUUUAAGUCGCAAAUGUUUACACAAAAAUUAUCAUUUAAAGUUAGACCGCCUACUGGAAAUUUAACAUACGUACCAACACAAGUACUGAAGCAACUUAAACAUGUUAAUAUUUUAAAUAUUGAGUACGCAAAAAUUCACAAACUCCCCGCCAAUGUUUUCUCUAAUUUAUCAUCAAUGACGGAAAUUCAUCUCAUGAGAAAUUCCAUCACUGGUCUUUCUGAAAAUGCUUUUAAUAAUAUGAAGAAUUUGAUGUUUAUCAAUUUGGACGAGAAUCAUAUUACUGAAAUUACGAGAACACCAUUCGUGAAUUUGCCAAUGCUGAAGAAAUUGAUAAUAAAUAAAAAUAACAUAACAACAAUUUAUGCUCAAGCAUUCGCCUAUUUGAGUUCACUUCAAGAGCUUGAAAUUAAUGGCAAUCAAAUUAAUGUAAUAACUCGCGAUAUGUUUAAUGGCUUGAGAAAUUUACAGAAGCUCGAUCUGAGUAAUAAUUUAGUGCAUAUGAUUGGCGAGGAGAGCUUUAUGGAAAUGUCAGAAUUACAGGAGCUUCAUCUCGAUCAAAAUAUGAUUGUAUAUAUUUCGCAGAAAGCAUUGGCUGGAAUGAGAAACUUGAAGGUACUAAAACUUAGUGAAAAUAAACUCGCAUCACUUGAUCCAGACUUUCUCAGUCAAGCACCAGGCGUCAACUUUCUUGAUCUCAGGGAUAAUCAACUCAAGACAAUGACCUUCGAUAAUGUCAAACCAAUUGUCACCAAUCUCUACAAUAAUGUCAGUUACUUCUAUCUAAAUGGAAACAAACUGAUUUGCGACUGUAAGCUCCAGUGGAUUUGGGGUCUAAGGAACGAGACGAAAAACACCAAGCUGAGGGAAAACUUGGAAGAACUCACUUGUUUCCUUGAGAGCAAGAACGCGUCUGAUAAGUCUGUUAAGGAUGCUGAGAGGAAUAGUGCUUUGGCAAUUGCACGCAAUCCAGACGAAUAUAGGUUUGAUAAUUUGAAAGAAGGAAAUAGAGGUAACAACGAUUAUUUGGACGAUGCCACCAACUAUGACGACUCCUACGAAGAUGAAGAGAGAGAAAUUCAAAAAUCACCCUCGAAGAUGGAGAUCAUAGACGGAAAAGUGGGUUACAUGAAGCAACUUUUUGAACUGAAACCUGAGGAUCUUCCAUGUCCCGAGCCCUCCAGGGAGGAUCUAAUGGCAUCCGAGCAACCAUCAAGUCGCCACGCGAACGCCGCCGUCGGCUCAGCAGGUAUAUUUUUCUUCUCCUCGGGGAAGAUACACUACGUCAGUCAAUCCGUUCUCGCGUUAUCCUUCCUCGUCGCUACUCGAUUUUUCACGUAGAAAAUAGAAUCUUCAAAACAAUCAUCAGGUUAAAAAAAACAAAAAAAAAACAAGGAGUGUGUUCAACGAUCAUUGAAAAGCAGCUUUUAACUUCAAAAAAAAAAAAAAAAAGAGAGAGAAAAAAAUCUUUCCAAGUUUCUCUCUAAAGAAAAGCUGUCUAUCAAUUUCCAAGUUUUUUCCAAAUAAUUGUUCUAAAUUUUCGACACGAGAGGUUUUAAGAAACAAAUAAUGACUCCAAUUUCGUCGAAAAAGUUGAAUACAAGAAUUUUUUUUUCCUUUUUUAAUUUCUUUUUCUAAGACUUUUAAAAAAGUUUCUCACAAGAUCUCUCCAAAAUGAAAAGACUAGCGCGAAACUAAAAGGACUUUUCUCGUAAAGAAGAAGAAGAAAAACAAAAAACCAAUUUUUUAGACAUUUUUCUCAAGAAUUUUUCCACUCUGUUAGUUAGGCAUUUGUAUAAUUAUUAUUGUGUAAUUUAUAUAAUUGAAAAUUGUAAUAAGGGUACCUGCGUCGUCAAAAAAUCGCUUCAUUUAUUUAAAAAAAGAAAAUACUCAUUUUGUAAUUUUUUAAAAAUACUUUUUCGACGUACGACAUAAAAAAAAAAAAUUGUUAAGGGAUAGUUUACUA